Molecule: messenger RNA, 411 nt
Organism: Peniophora sp. CBMAI 1063
Lineage: Eukaryota; Fungi; Basidiomycota; Agaricomycetes; Russulales; Peniophoraceae
Source: the annotation of a GenBank genome assembly
AUGCUUUCUACCCGCUUUGCCCGCCUCCUCGCUUGCACCGCCGUGGUCCCGCUCGCAAUGGCCGCAGAGCCCAUCGAGUUCAAUGUCGACUACGAACUUUGGGGUUUUGCGCCCGUCGAAUGCCAGGGCACGCCCGAGCAGACCGGCACGUUCAUCACGAGUCAUUGCUACGACCUAAGCGCCUACGCCGGAAAGUUCACGCUCGACGCUCCUCUUGAUGACUGCACCCUGCACUUCUGGAACCAGACCGGAUGUGUGGGCGGGGAGGGCACGCCGAUCGCGCUUGAUGGGGAUCAGCAGACGAACUGCGUGUCGCUUGCUCUCGAGCCCUCGAACGCUCCGGGCGAGGGAAACCCGCCGACUGAUCUUGCUCAGUCGGUCAAGGUCGAAUGCCCCAACAUCUCGAAGUGA